Elaeis guineensis (African oil palm) is the source of this 2488-nucleotide messenger RNA. Its product is annotated as probable methyltransferase PMT11. The record is from RefSeq and is a predicted model, not a curated record. Gene Ontology annotation, molecular function: methyltransferase activity. Gene Ontology annotation, cellular component: trans-Golgi network; cytoplasm; endosome. Lineage: Eukaryota; Viridiplantae; Streptophyta; Magnoliopsida; Arecales; Arecaceae.
UAGCAAACCUCUCCUCUCCCAGCGGUGAAGUCCACUGCCGGGAAUAGCGCAACAAAGAAGCAUGAAAGCUCUCGGCUACGGCGAGCUCCUCAAGAGCCCGCUUUUCUUUAGGAUCUCCGUCAUCGCCGUCGCCUGCGUCGCCUUCUUCUACAUCGGCAAGCACUGGUCCGACGGCUAUCCCCAGCUCGUGUUCUACACCAACACCGAUGGCAGCGCUCGCCGCCCUUCCGCCCCCUUCGUCGCCGUCUCCCCCAACAGCAACCUCACCGUCGACCUUGCCGCUCUCAUCUCCGCUGCCCAGACCGCCCCGCCUCAUGCGACUCCGGCCGCUGCUCUCGCCUCCACUCCUCCCCCGCCUCAUGCGACUCCGGCCGCUGCUCUCGCCUCCCCUCCUCCCCCGCCUCCUCCUCCUCCUCCACCGCCGCCGCCACCGCCGCCGGAGAGGUUUGGGAUCGUGGACGAGAACGGGGCUAUGAGGGACGACUUCGAGAUCGGGGAGUUCGAUCCGGAUCUGGUGGCGAGCUGGGACGAUGGGGCGGCUAGGAACGAGAUGAGCGAGGGAAGUGGCGGAGCUAGGGUUAGGGUCAAGAAGUUCCGUCUAUGUCCGGCUACCAUGAGGGAGUACAUUCCUUGCGUGGAUAACGAGGAGGCGAUCAAGAAGCUGAAGUCGAUCGAGAGAGGGGAGAAGUUUGAGCGGCAUUGUCCUGAGAAGGAGAAGGGUUUGAAUUGUUUGGUUCCGGCGCCCAGGGACUACAAGACUCCAAUUCCGUGGCCAAGAAGCAGAGACGAGGUAUGGUAUAGCAAUGUACCACAUACACGCUUGGUUGAAGAUAAAGGAGGGCAAAAUUGGAUUACAAGGGUUAAAGAUAAAUUCAGAUUUCCGGGUGGUGGAACCCAGUUUAUACAUGGAGCAAAUCAAUAUUUGGAUCAAAUUUCCAAGAUGAUUCCAGAUAUUGCAUUUGGUUACCAUACAAGAGUUGCCCUUGAUGUUGGAUGUGGCGUGGCAAGUUUUGGUGCAUUUCUACUUUCACGAAAUGUGAUUACCUUGUCAGUAGCCCCAAAAGAUGUUCAUGAAAAUCAGAUACAAUUUGCUCUUGAACGUGGUGUACCUGCAAUGGUAGCAGCUUUUGCGACACGUCGGCUGUUGUAUCCAAGUCAGGCAUUUGAUCUAAUACACUGUUCAAGAUGUCGAAUAAAUUGGACCCGUGAUGAUGGAAUCUUGCUUCUUGAGGUUAACAGAAUGCUCAGAGCUGGAGGUUAUUUUGCCUGGGCCGCACAACCAGUUUAUAAACAUGAAGAGAGCCAACAAGAGGCAUGGAAAGAGAUGGAGGAUCUCACAGCUCGGAUUUGUUGGGAGCUUGUGAAGAAGGAGGGAUAUAUUGCUAUAUGGCGGAAGCCUUUAAACAAUGCAUGCUAUAACAAGCGAGAUUCUGGAAUUCAACCUCCACUAUGCAAUGCAGAGGAUAACCCAGAUAACGUUUGGUAUGUUAACUUAAAAGCAUGUAUCAGCCGACUUCCUGAUAGUGGCUAUGGAGCGAAUAUUCCACCAUGGCCUGCUCGCCUGCACGAGCCACCACAAAGGCUUCAAGCUGUUCAAAUGGAUGCUGAUAAAGCAAAAAAUGAACUCUUCAUGGCAGAAUCUAGGUUCUGGAAUGACAUCGUUGCAAGCUAUGUCCGUGCUUUCCACUGGAAAAAAUUAAAGUUGCGAAAUGUAAUGGACAUGAGAGCUGGAUUUGGGGGAUUUGCGUCCGCACUAAUCGAUCAACAGAUUGAUAGCUGGGUGAUGAAUGUUGUCCCUGUUAGUGAACCAAAUACAUUGCCUGUAAUAUACGAUCGUGGACUUAUAGGAGUGACCCAUGACUGGUGUGAACCAUUUGAUACAUAUCCAAGAACUUACGAUCUAUUGCAUGCAUUUAGCCUGUUCUCCAAAGAGCACAAAAGGUGUAAUAUAUCUGUCAUCUUGCUGGAGAUGGAUCGCAUACUAAGACCGGGUGGGCGUGCUUAUAUUCGAGAUUCAAAAUUCAUCAUUUUUGAUAUUCAAGAAAUCACAGAGGCCAUGGGGUGGAGAACUCAGCUGUGGGACACAGCUGAAGGCCCACAUGCAAGUAGGAAAAUAUUGAUGUGCCAGAAAAGGAUGUUGCGUUCUUAAUUUUCACGCAGCUUGCACUGAUAGCUCUAGGCCCGGACUGGGGCCUCACUGAGGAGAUCCACUCGGUAUGUGGGCUAACUGGAUGUAGAGGAUGCACCCUAUUGGCUUGGAGGGUUUGAUGUUGUUGUACAGCAAUUAUUAAUUAAUUUCUACUGGAUUACAAGUAUGAUCAUUAGCAGAUCUCUUUUGUUUGUUUCAUCACAUUCACAGUCUCAAUUAUAAUAAAUUGAGAUGAGUCCAUUGUAAGGGAUAAUUUUGAUGUAUAUUCGUUUUCAUUAGAGUGAAUUCCCUGCGGGUAUUUUGGCUUUUCUCAAUUUAUAUAUUCAAGAGCCAAGUUAA